ACUGCUCAAAAUCAAUUCUUAAUUAAAAAUCAAUUCUUAAUUAAAAUUCAUAAGUUUCGGCUGGUUACUUUACAGAAAUAAAUUAUUCCUUAACAUAAGGAAUAGUUUACAAUUUUUGCUAUAUAAUCAAUCUCUAUACGCGAAAAUGGAGUGGGCGUAAGGGUGGUGUAGAGUGAGAGCUUUUGGCGGGAAAUUAGUGCCGCGCCGCGCCGCGCCGCUGGGGCGCUUGCUUUUGUCGGCUGCACUCUUCAUCAGUGUUUGAGUGUUUGUCUACUAGAUCAUAUUGAAUAUUUUUAACUCUCAAGAAAGUGGGAAUUUCUGAUUUUCUUGCAGGACUUACAGUUUUCCAAGCAGGAAUAAGGUGGGCUAAAUUGAUUUAUUGAUAAUUUUUUUUCAAUUUUGCGAAGUCUACUGACUGCUAUCUUACAUUUUCUUUACGUAAGACUUCGUAUGGAAAAAGAGAAAACGAGUGCGUUAGACAAAAUCCAUGAAGAAGCCAAAGAACUUAACACCAAGGAAGAUGUCGUUUCAAGAGGAAAUACAUUAAGGCCAAGUGAGCCAAAAGAAAGAGCUAAGGAGCCGGAUAAUGGGAACAGUGGUUUGUCUGCAUUAAGACAAGGGGUUAUUGUUAAUGAAAAUUCUUCCCAUGAUGACAUUCAGAGGAGCUGCCAACAGCUUAUUGAUGACAUUAACGCAAAACGGAAGCGAGACACCGAUUUGUUAAACGGUAAGGUAAUAGUUGUCUAUAGCUCGUUGAGCGAGUGCCGUCUAUAUAGGUUCUGACUGGCCUAAUAUACUUCCAACUAGGAACACUGACUAGCCCCCUGGGGGCUUGAACUUUAAAUUCAAGUUCAAUUGAAUUCUUCUGUUUGAAUAAUAAAAUCGACGAAUGCAAUUACAUACA
Molecule: messenger RNA, 904 nt
Organism: Orbicella faveolata
Lineage: Eukaryota; Metazoa; Cnidaria; Anthozoa; Scleractinia; Merulinidae
Product: synaptonemal complex central element protein 2-like
Biological process (GO): synaptonemal complex assembly
Cellular component (GO): central element
Source: RefSeq, a predicted model, not a curated record